Messenger RNA from Myripristis murdjan (pinecone soldierfish), 6615 nucleotides. It is a transcript of the gene rpgrip1l, whose product is annotated as RPGRIP1 like. Gene Ontology annotation, biological process: non-motile cilium assembly; retinal rod cell development. The record is from RefSeq and is a predicted model, not a curated record. The transcript is spliced from 26 exons. The coding region runs from base 59 to 3970 and encodes 1303 amino acids. Gene Ontology annotation, cellular component: photoreceptor connecting cilium. NCBI's taxonomy places the organism in Eukaryota, Metazoa, Chordata, Actinopteri, Holocentriformes, Holocentridae.
GUGUUGUUUUGAAUAGCAACCGUCGCUGAGGAAGAAGCGUAUCCUGUAAGGCUGAACUAUGUCCACAUUUCAUGAUGAAACUGCAGCUGACGUGCCAGUCAGAGACAUCACCCUGAACCUGUCUGAAGUUGCAGCUGGAGCACAAGACUUGUUGGUGGGUCAAAAUGCCCGACCCUAUCAAGACAUCUCACGAGUGUCCAGGGAGGAGCUGGAGGACAGGUUCCUUCGCCUCUAUGACGAGACACUGCUCCUUAAACAGCAUAUCCACAAACAGGACGACAAAAUCAAGAAGCUGGGCACUAAGCUGAUGAGGCUGGUGAAGGACAGGGGUCGUAUGGAGCAGUUGGCAGCUGGUGGGGGCUCAGCGUUCCCCAGGGUACGGGAUUUGGAGAGGGAAGAGCUAGUCGAGGAGCUCCAGGAGAAGGUUCGAGCGCUGCAGGGCGAGAACGAAGGACUGAAGCAGCGCCUCCUAGUGGCAAAGCAGCAGGUCCUUCAGGUGCAGAGCAGGCGGACCACCCCGUAUGGCCACGUCCAGCCACGCAUCAACUCGGGAAUGAAGAGGCUACGGGAUGACACGCCCUCUCCAUCUCAGCUACAUCCAAAAAGUGCCAGGAGUGUGGAGGGAGGUGGUAGACCUCCAACAGGACAAUUACCACGAUACGGACACAGCUUGCUGGAGGAUGCAAGGGCAGAGAUCCGCAACCUCCAUAAUGUGAUUGAGUCCCAGCAAAGCCAAAUAGAGGAGAUGGACCAAGCCUCAGAGCUCCUUCGGGACCAACUGAGGAAGAAGGAGACAGAAUAUGAGGAAAGACUCCUGGAGAUCCGACAACAGCAGACCUCCAAACUAAGGUCCAAUGUUUCUAACAAUGUGACGAUGAUCAAACUGCAGAAGGAGCUGACUGACAGGGCCAACGCCAUAACAAUACUGGAGGGCAGAUUUCUCCAACUGCAAGAGAGUCACAACACAAUGAAGACCAGCCAUGACGCAGCAAUGGUGAAGGUGGUCGAGCUCACAGGCCAGCUAAAGGAUGAGAGGCUGAAGAGCCUGAAUCUGGAGAGGCAGCUACAGAAUAUGACCCUCUGUGAGAAGAGGACAGAGGAGUUGCAAGACCAGAUUAACGAUCUGGUGAAGGAGAGGGACCUGUUGAAGGAGAAUCAUGAUAAACUGGUCAGCAGUGCCUUUGAUGUAUCUCAGCAACAAAAAUGGCGCAUUCAGGAGCAGCAGCUAAAAUUACAGAUAGCACAGCUAGAGAUGGCGCUGAAGGCUGACCUCACUGACAAGAAUGAGAUCCUGGACAAAAUCAAGGCAGAGAGGGAUAACAGUGAGAAGUUGGCAGAAGAAAAGAAGCAACUUCAAAUUCAAGUGCUGGAGCAGAAGCAACAGCUCGAUGAACUAAAUGAUCGCAUGAAGUUCUACACUAAGGAGAGCGAGGUAGACGUGGCAGAGCUCACCGAGGCGUUGAUGUUAAUUAAGGUAUGUAAAUCCCAGAAGAAUGGUGAGCUGGGAUUCCUGGAGCAGGUGGAGGAGGAGACGCUCAGGAAUACAGAGAGCUCCAUCAGGGAGCUACGAGCAGCACAUGCUGAGACCAUCCAGGAGCUGGAGAAGACCAGAAACAUGCUCAGCAUUGAGCACAAGAUCAACAAAGACUACAAGGUGGAGCUUGAGGCUGUGUCACGGAAGAUGGACUGUGAUAAAAUCGAGUAUGAGCAGAGGUCGGAACGUCAGGCCCAGCUGCUUGACAUGAGAGCGGCCAAGAUCAAGAAACUGGAAGCCCAGCUGAGAAAUUUAGCCUAUGGCACCAAAACCUAUGUCUUCAAACCAGACAUCACUGACGAGGAUGAGGCGGAUGAGUUUGAUGAAACUGUUCAUCUCGAACGUGGAGAGAAUCUUCUGGAGCUCCAAAUAGUAAAUGCCACACUGCCUCCCUCUGCUCUGGAGGCUUUUGGUGACAGUGAACCUGCCACGUUCUGUAGCUACGCCUUCUAUGACUUUGAAGUGCACUCCACUCCAGUGGUAACGGGCCACAACCCUAAGUAUGGGUUCACAUCUCAGUAUGUGGUGUGUAUGGGCGACUCAUUUCUGGAGUAUCUUCAUAGUUUCUCAGUCACAUUAGAGCUGCAUCUGGCCAUGGGACUGGACUACCGGACAGUAGCAAAGGGACAGCUUCGGCUGCGGCAGCUUCUAGAGCAGGACGGCAAGGUUCAUGGUACCGUGCAGCUGGUUGGUAUAUCUGAUGAAAUCCAGUCCUUUGGCUCUGUGGACUACUGGAUGAGGUUGAGGAUACCCAUGAAGGAGACCAUCCGUCUGUAUAAAGAGAGGGUGAAAGCCAUGAGCUACAUCGAUCCUACGCUGAAUGAAAGUGGACAGCUGGCACCACCCAGCAGCAGUUGCAAUGUACUCUACGUUACUGUGCAAUGCUGCCGCAAUCUUCCGUCCCGGGACUCCCAGCAGCCUAGUCCAUAUGUGAUCUACAAAUUCUUUGACUUUCCUGAACAUGACACCGCCACUGUCCAAGACUGCUGUGACCCCCAGUUCCAUGACCUCCAGUCCUACUCUGUCCUGAUGGACAUGGACCUGGACCGUUACCUGAAGUCUGAUGCCUUGCAGUUCUAUGUGUUUGACUACAAGGACGAGCAGAUGGACACAUAUCUGGGAAAGGCCAGGGUGCCCUUACUGUCACUUGCCCAUGACAAGGGCAUCACAGGUGUGUUUGAAUUGGCCAAUCCCUCUGGACUCUCCACCGGCCAUAUUGAAGUCACGCUCAAGUGGAAGUUCACUUACAUGCCUCCGCCAGGUUCAACCAUGGAUGUUGAACCAGCCAAGUUUGUCCCCAAAGAGAUGCCAGUCAAGGAAACCGAUGAACACAAGCAAGAACCUUACGAUAUGAAAGAGGAGACGGCAACACAUGAGGAAUUGAAAAACAAAGAUGUUAACGAAAUAUUGAAGGAAGAAAGGGAAGUCACAGAACUUCAUCACUCCACCGCCUUCCCUGAUGUUGCUGUCUCUAAUUCACCAUUGCCAAAGCCCAGGCUGAAGACACAGAUGAAGGAGAGACUGGCUCCCAAAAAAGUCACGUUCCUGGAUGUCACAACUACGGAUGACAAGAAUGAGGAUAGCAGUUCGCCAACUGCCAGCAUGCCUCUACAGAGGCAAGAGACAAAGCUCUCACCUAUAGUAAAGGUUGUUUCAGAAGUAACCCUAACCCCUCCAAACACCACAGAAGAAGAGCCUGAGGAAGAUGAGUCUCACUACUCUGAAGGGCAGGUGAUCCCAGUGAGCUCUCAGUCCUGCUCUGACGACUCUGAAAUUUCUGAGGAAAUUAUUGAAAAAGAUGUUGAGGUCCCAGCAGCCGAGGAGGAUCAGAGUGAAUCGACCCAGUCCGACAGCGAUGACUGCAUUGUUCCUGGACAGUUGUCUGCAGGGAGAAAGCCCUCAGAUCGUGUCCGUGUGGAGAUAGUGUCUCUUGGCCUGAGACCUGAGUCACGGGUGGCCCAGGACAGCAGUGUGGUGCGCCUGUUUGUGGAGUACUCCCUCCUGGACCUGCCCACAGAGGAGACCCCCCUGUCCCUGCCAAAGCCACUGCCAGGCAAGAGUAUCCACUACAACUACAGCAACGUGAUUCACGUGGAUGUGGAGAACAACCAGGCGAGGCGGGAGCUGCUGAAGGGAGUCCUACAGGGGCACAACCCACAGAUGGAAAGCAUCCGGUUUACGGUGGUGAGCGAGCCACCGGAGGAAGAGGAGCAGGAGAGGGAGUGUGAGGAUGUGGGUGUGGCCUACCUGAGGAUCCCUGACAUCCUGGAGAAACAACAAGAUGUGAUUGAAAGAAGUCUGAAUGUGGUGGAUGUAGAGGAUACCAGCGUGGUGGUGGGUAGUCUGACUGUGUCUGUAGAGGGACUGGAGGCGAUGCAGGCGAUCAUGGAGGACCCAGACCGAGAGUACACCCCUGUUUCCGCCCUGCAGCUAUAGGCCUAAUAUCAGCAUACAGUCAAAAUCACUUGUGCAUCUCAAUUGUCCAUGGUGCCAUGAUAGACUUGUUGUGCUCAAGUAAUGGCUAAAGAAAUAACAAGUAGGCUAGAGAAAGAGAUGCAUUAUUAUGAAUCCAGCCAAGGUUCUGGGCAAGAUACAAAAAGUUUGAUAUGCUGGGUUAGGGUUAAUAUUCGCUUGUGAACCCUUAACCCAGGGCUAACUGUAAGGCCUGGGUUAAGUACAAGUGUGAAUCAAGGUUAAUUAUGCCCUAGGAUACAGUUAGCCUAGGGCCAAGGAACUCAAGGGUGAAAAGGGCUAGUUUGUGUUAAUAAACUUGGUGCAGAGACAUACUGACACUUUGUGUAGUAACACACUUGCAUGCUAAAAACACACUAACACACGGCAAAAGGACAACAGGAGUACACUGGGACAUACUCCAGACAAAUACUGCUAAAUUUGGCGGUUUAUUGAUCAGUCAUGCUGGGAGCCUGGCAGCCUUCAUUUGUAGGUUCCUCCCUAUUUUCUUAUUUUGCACAGUGUUGGUAUACUGUAGAUAUCAGCUUUGAUAUGGGGUAUGUCAUUCUGUUGAUAUAUUUGGCACAAGAGUACUAAGUAUGUAGUAUGUUCAGGUAUUAUCCACUGGUUGAAAAUUACCUUUGGUCAAAUGCUGGUCAGUUUUGGCUUUAAUGUUUAUCUACUUCAUCAGCCAUUUGGCAGGCGAGGGGCCACCAUUUGAAGGUUCCAUUCUGUCAUUGAAACCUGUUUGGUUUAAUAUGAGGACGUGCCAGCCACUGUGAUGCCUUCCCGGAAGAGAAUUCUGUAGUGUAAUUAUUUAUUAAGGUAGUUUUGGAAAACAAUAUGAAUUGUAAUAAAACAUCUUGUUUAAUGUGUACUGUACUAUUAUUAUAUUCAUAAAAUUUGAGAUUUUUUAAAGUCCUAUAGUCAAAAAUUGGUAAUAGUGAGUUUGUUUAUAUAUUGUAUGAAAUUAGGUAAAUAAUAUAUGUUUUUAUACUUGAAAGGAAUUAUUAAGUUAUUUUGCACCGUUCUUUUAAGUUCUGUUUUCAGGCACAUGGGAAUUGUGAGUGUGGAUAUAGCUGCUCAUGUAGUCUACCAGAGUUUAAGGUUUGAAUUUACCACCAGCCAGUUGCUGGUCAGUUUGGCUGUGUUUUUUAAGUUCAUCAGCCUUAGAAUUUUGGCAGAUAACCAGCCAUAUUUUGGGUUUUGGCAUUCAGCAGCUAUGGUCACAGGUGAACAUAAAAAUCAACUCCUACACUGCAAGAAACAGCUGGAUUACUCAGCCACACUGUCACCAUGUUGAUAUUGGACAGCACUUUUGAGAAGCCCGUUGCCAUACAGAAUCGCUGCAACUUGUAUGAUAGAACGACAUUUCAGUUCAUGACUGUAUUUGUAUGUCUGCAUUUGUCUGAGUUGAAAGUUACAUUUGUGUCACAUGGUAGGCUCGAUCCUGAUUUUUAUGAGAGAAUCUUUGAAAGUGUGCCUUGAAUUUUGUAUGUUUGAUGUUUUGUAUUUUAGUGUAAUAAUAAAGAGUUUAUUGACGAUGAACUUAAGUAAACUUACUAAAUGUAGGGGUGGAAAUCAGUAUUGCAAAAUAUUUUCAUGUCACAGCACGUCCAGAGGAACAAGAAAUUAAUUGAAAACAUCUGUUUUCAUAGAUUGAUACACUGAGUCAAUAUGUACUUAAAAAUAAUAUAAAUUGCUUUUUUAAAGUUUCUUUGCGCUUACAUUACUGAGCUAAUAUUAUUCCAUAGAAGCGGGUACUACGAGGAUGCUAACACCACAGGAAAAAAUAUUAAGUGCCCACAGACUUUAGCAUAUAAACCCAAUACUGAAUAUCAUAGGCAGACUGAGUAAAUGUUAGUACAAUAUAAAGUUAAACUCUUGACGUUGGUAGUACUACCAUCAAGUAACUUAGCCUUAGGAGUUCCAUCUCUGCCAUCUCCUUAUACUGAAAUUAACAGAACCAUCUUUUCACUGCUCCAAAAAAGCAAACAAACUUUUACCAGACAAAAUUACACCUGACUUUUUAAAACAGGCUAUGUAUGAUACAAAUUUUUAUUAUUAACCAAUCCAGUGUACUCAGCUGUGCCAAGCUAUUUGGUUAAGAAUUAUGUAUUGUAAAUAUACAACAUAAAAAUAUUUUUAUUCAGCUGUUGUAUCUUCAUCAUUUGUCUUAAAAGUUGCAUCAGUGUCCUGUGUAUGUGUUAAUAUGAUCCUCCGUGGUGCUCUAAUUUGCUUUCACUGCUCAUCAUGGUCCGAUGCUUCCUGACUCAAUGGCCCUGCUCACCCACAAGGAUGCUGAGGCCUGCUUGCUCUACACUGUGCUUGACGCAAUCCUGUCUGUGCUUAUGCAGAUGAUCCAUGUAUCUGUGUAUCUCUUUACAUGAGACGCUACAACAGCGACAAACAGCUGGUAAACUGAAAAUCUGUCAGUCAUCAACCGAGUGAGAAUUAUCUCAAGGCAGUUACAUGUUAUCAUAAGAUGCUGUACUUUAAAUCUCCAAUAUGAUGAAUUUUUAGCAUUUUUCAUAUUGAAGGUUUUGUGCACAGGAGUAUUACGGUAUAUAUCAUUGUGAAGCUCUUCAUUUCCAGCUUUAUUUGAUGCCAAAAAUGAAACUGAAGCUAUA